UCUCGGCCGGAUCGCAGAAGCAUCUCUGCUGUACAUUUUGAUCGAGAUCCAAGACCAAACCAUGUUCCUACCGAUCCUACGUCUAAGCUAGACGGAGGAGAGCUUGCAGCUAGCUCAAUCGAAGGCAACAGGCGUACGUGUCACGGUGUCAGUGUGUCACUCAAUUCCCGAGAGCCAAACUCACGGGCCUGUACGUACGCAAGCGCGGUGCGCCCACGCCACGACAUCACCUGCCGGCGCCGAAACUGGCUGACCUCUGGAAUUCUUCAAUUCGCAGGGGCGCGCAUAAAUAACACGCCGGUGCAAACCCAUUCGCUCGUCAUACAUCAGUCGCUAAUUAUAUCAAAUCACGUACACGAGCCAAGGGAGGAAUAAGCCAGAGCACGUACAUACGUGUCCGCUGUGUGAACUUCCAUGGAUCAAGACGUCCGCGGUUGGAGGCAUCCGUUUCCUGAGACGCCGUCGGCCAUGGGGCACGUGGACAGCACCGGCGCGUUCCUCCACGACCUGGAGGCGCUGGAUCAGCAGCAGGAGCAGGAGCAGGAGCAAGAACAAGAGGAGAUCAUUGACUACGAGCCUGAGUCGAUCGAGAUCUCCGACCUGAAGAAGCGCAUGUGGAAGGACCAGAUGCGUCUGAUGAAGCUGGAGGGCCGUGCUGGAAACAGGGGCGCCGUGCCGCCGGUGCCUGCUGGUGAUGCUAGGCCAUCGGCGGAGGAGCAGGAGCAAGAGGACAGCCCCGACGUGAGGUGCCGGCGCAAGGCGAUGCUCCGCGCCCAGGACGGCGUGCUGCGUCACAUGCUGAAGAUGAUGGAGGCCUGCAACGCGCGCGGGUUCGUGUACGGCGUCAUCGACGAGGCCGGCGAGCCCAUGUCCGGCUCCUCCGACAGCCUCCGCGGCUGGUGGAAGGACAACGUCAUCUUCGACCGCACAGGGCCGAUGGCCCUCGCAGCCGGCCUCUCCGGCGACACCAACAGCAGCCCGCUGGGCCUGGCCUCUUACCUCCACCGGCUCCAGGGGAUCCAGGACAACACGCUGGGCUCCGUGCUCUCGGCGCUCAUCCAGCACUGCGAGCCCCCGCAGCGGAACUUCCCCCUGGAGCGCGGGCUGGCGCCGCCGUGGUGGCCCACGGGGAAGGAGCCCUGGUGGGGCACGCAGGGCGAGAUGCAGGCCCACCAGGGCGCGCCGCCGUACCGGAAGCCGCACGACCUCAAGAAGGCCUGGAAGAUCUCCCUGCUCAGCGCCGUGAUCAAGCACAUGAGCCCGCGGUUCGACCAGAUGCGCAGGCUCGUGUGGCAGUCCAAGCGCCUGCAGCAGAAGAUGAGCGCCAGGGAGUCGGAGACCUGGUCCAAGGUGCUCCGGCAGGAGGAGGCGCUCAACCGGCGGUUCAAGAACUCGCUGCAGAUCACGCCUCUUGACGGCGACGAUGAGGAUGAUGGGGAUACUGCUGACGGCCUGGAAGACGUGGUGCGCGGCGCGCGUGACAAGCGCAGGUGCGCGACGACUGUCCCGAGCAGCGGCGGCGGCGGCGGCUCCGGAGCCGGCGGGAAGUGGCCAAGAAUACCAAGAGGCGGGGGCGAGCAGCUGGCCGACGUCCAGGCGGAAGAGAGCCCGAUCAAUGAGCUUAUGGAGCUCUACUACAACUGCCUGCAGGGUGACGACGACGACGGCCAGGAGAAGCACGAUGUGGCCGUGGUACCCCUCGGAGUUCCUGGAGGCGUAGUCGAUGAUGCGGCGCAGCAGUUCCUGCUGGAUAUCCUCGGGACCUGCCCGGAAGUAGAUCGCGUGUUGCGCUUGAUGGAGGAGUGACGUACUGCCGCUCUGUUUCCUGUUUCCUGGGGAUGUCGUCCAGGCCUGCAUUCUUUCUUUCUGACAAGGUGACGAGUUGGCGAAUCAGAAAUUGUUGGGUGGGUUAGCGAGGAACAUCCUGGCUCGAAUAGAUUUUCGGUUUUCCUAUAUAUCAGUGGUGUGAUUUUUAGUUAGAGAUAAGUUGACCGUUGAAUAUGAUUUGUGUUUUAAUAUUCAAAACGGGAUACUAAUUCAACGGUUCUGAUUCAUCAACUUAGAUUUAAGCCUUUUGCUUAUUAGUCAGGCAACUUAGACAUAGCCACACCCGAUUAAUGGUAAUACCAGGAUAUUUAUAUACAUGAAUUUUAGCCA
This is a messenger RNA of Brachypodium distachyon (stiff brome), 2157 nucleotides long. Its product is annotated as ETHYLENE INSENSITIVE 3-like 5 protein. Gene Ontology annotation, molecular function: DNA-binding transcription factor activity; DNA binding. The record is from RefSeq and is a predicted model, not a curated record. Bases 415 to 1806 code for a protein of 463 amino acids. Lineage: Eukaryota; Viridiplantae; Streptophyta; Magnoliopsida; Poales; Poaceae. The transcript has a single exon. Gene Ontology annotation, cellular component: nucleus.